CCAAUGGGAGCAGGGAGGGCGCCGCGGUCGCCGGAAGUGAGGGCGGGACGGAGCGGUGGGGGCCGGCGGGAGGCUGCGCUCGUCUCUGCGGCCGGGCCGGGCAGGGGAGCAGCCGCUGCCGAGGCACCAGAUACUUUCAUCCGCCACAAUGGGGGAACCUCAGCAAGUGAGUGCUCUCCCUCCACCUCCAAUGCAGUAUAUAAAGGAAUAUACAGAUGAAAAUAUUCGGAAAGGUCUAGCCCCUAAGCCUCCACCACCUGUGAAAGACAGCUACAUGAUGUUUGGUAACCAGUUCCAGUGUGACGAUCUCAUUAUUCGACCCUUGGAAAGCCAAGGCAUUGAACGAUUGCAUCCCAUGCAGUUUGACCACAAGAAGGAACUAAGGAAACUCAAUAUGUCUAUCCUGAUAAACUUUUUGGACCUCUUGGAUAUCUUGAUAAGGAGCCCAGGCAGCAUAAAACGGGAGGAGAAACUGGAAGACUUAAAACUGCUUUUUGUCCAUGUCCAUCAUCUUAUAAAUGAAUAUCGACCCCACCAAGCCAGGGAGACGCUAAGGGUUAUGAUGGAGGUGCAGAAACGUCAGCGUUUGGAGACUGCUGAGAGGUUUCAGAAGCAUUUAGAGCGAGUUGUAGAAAUGAUCCAGAACUGCCUGGCCUCCUUACCUGACGAUUUGCCUCAUUCAGAGGGAGGGAUGAGAUUAAAAACUGAGCCCAUGGAUAUUGAUGACCACAACAAUUGUAUUGGACAGAAUGAACAGCAGAGAGAGCGCUCUGGUUGCAAGAAAGAUCAGGUUUUAGACAAAGAUGCUGCUAUGUGUAGCAUUAUUGAUGAAAUGACAUGAAAAGACACUUUUGUAAUUGUAUAAAGUUCUUGGGGGCAAGAAGUGGACUUGAUGCUAGAGGUCAUAUGGUGUGGGAUUUUUUUGGUAAUUUUUUUUUCCUUCUCCUUUUGGCGUCUAUGGAAAUAAACAAUCACGGAAUUUAGUGUAUAUAAAAUAACCCAGAAGUCUUAUUUUUGUAGUCCUAGGUAAGGAUUUUGCAGGUGAUCAAACAAACAGAAGCAUUGCUUGAUAUUUUGUAGAUGAAAUUUGUAUAGUGUACUGUUCAGAACAGAAAAGAAUAAGUCUUAUACUAUUUUGUUGAAACAAGUGCAUCACGUCAGUUGAAGUAAGCUUUAUUCCAUGGCUUCAUUAUAUUUUCAGUCAUUCAUUUGCUGGUUUUAUAGAUGCACUUAUUUUAUUAAUUUCCAUGAAAUAUGGGAUUGAGAAAAGAUCAAUCUCUGCAGGGAAUCUGGAGUUGACAAUUUCAAAUAAGUUAAAGGUACCUUGUACAAAUGUUAUGGUAAAUAACUAUAAAACUAUUCUGGUAUAAAAGAUGGGUUUAUUAUUAUUACUGACAAUGUUGGUAGGUCAAAAUUUAAUUCUCUCCUUUUUAGUUUUGUAAAGUCAAUAUAAUUGUCUAAAGGAAUGCUCACUUUGGUGGCUUAAAAAUUCAGUGUUGGUAGCCUAACACUCAUAAGUAACUCUACAAUAAACUCUGUGCAGGAGACAAUCUUGGUAACAAAAUAGAUUUAUGUUUUCCAAGGACUAAUGAGCAGUAAUUCUUUUAAAACAGGAGAUACCUAGAUACUUACUCCUUUAAACAUAACAGGAAAUAUUCUUUAAAUGCUACUCUUUUUAUUAAACGUGCACGUUCACUGAAAAUACCUGAAGUGAGAGUACUCGCCACUUCCCUCUUAGCCAGGAACAAGACACAGAAUCAAGCCCUGUGUAAAGACAGGAGGAUUUAACCAAUAUUUUUUUAGUAUUCAUUAUUUUCAUCUUGAGAACACUAACAAAUUAAUCCCAGCAAAAAUGCCGUUUUGUACAAAGACUUUACAACCUGUUUUGAAUGAAACCUAAUCUAAUUCCUUUCAGUGACUGAGAGGUGAGUCAGGCCCUGGUACAGUACAAUUGUUCAACAACAAAAAAAAACCUCUUUGUGCAGCUAUUUUUCAGAAUGUUGCAGCCUCUCUUUAUCCCUCUCACAUGCUAGAUUCUGUGUGUGCACCAGUAUAUCCAUGACCAAUUUUUUUUCCUUGUUCCUUUUAGAAACAUCAUAGACUUUCAGGGAGUAAUGUCAGUGCAAUAUCCAUGCCCUUUGAAAUGAAACAUCAUUGAGUACUAUUUCCCAACUGAAACUAGAGAAACAUACAUGUUACUCCUACCCACCUAUCCUCUAAUAACAUGCAGGUAGGAAAAACAGGAAGGUUCUAAAAUCAAAACUUACAUUUGCAAACAGAUUAAAAGACUUUUCAGACUUCAAAACCCCUUGAGACUUGUCUCUGAUUAAAUGCUCUGUUUUUAAAUAUUUCACCCACCUUAUCUUGGGCUUAAUGACGGAUUCAAGUCAUAAAAUAUUUUUCAUGCAAAUUCUAGUGGAUGCAAAAACUUCCUAGGUUGACAGACUGUUAUAAAAUGAAGACCUUCAACUAUGAUACUCCUCCCGUUGGAGUCAUUGAGAAAUGUUGACACCAAGUUCAGUAGGAGCAGGAUCACACACUUCAAUCACAAAAGUACACUGCUAGCAGUGCUGAAGUGCUUCAAUUGCUGUAGUGAGUUGAGGCCCAUGCCUGCCUCUGCCAGUCACCAUGGUGAUCUUUAUCUUGUGGACAGUUGCUGAAAUUAAACAAUGCUUUUAAUAAGUUUGUAGCAGAUAGUGUUGAAAUAAAGGUCAUUCAACUGAAGAAUCUA
Mauremys reevesii (Reeves's turtle) is the source of this 2731-nucleotide messenger RNA. RefSeq names its product mediator complex subunit 7 (gene MED7). Gene Ontology annotation, molecular function: transcription coregulator activity. Gene Ontology annotation, biological process: regulation of transcription by RNA polymerase II. Lineage: Eukaryota; Metazoa; Chordata; Testudines; Geoemydidae. The transcript has 2 exons. The record is from RefSeq and is a predicted model, not a curated record. Gene Ontology annotation, cellular component: mediator complex. Bases 149 to 841 code for a protein of 230 amino acids.